GGUCGUAGGGUGAAGAACACGGUGGAUAUCGGUCUGGUGAAGAAGUGGGUUAAGUUGUGCCAGGAGAACCAUGGAGAUAAAUGUCAGAAUGUUUGGGGAACGGACAGGAACCUGCCGGGGUCCGUGAGAGUGGUGGACGUAGUAUCGAUGGCCGUGGUCCCUGCACCUUCUGGCUGUCGUUAUGUUGCCCUCAGUUAUGUAUGGGGAGUCAACGGCGCAGAGUAUUGGACGACGAAGGAUGAUAUAGCAAAGCGCUCCAUGCCUGGCGGAUUGAACGCGGCAAACCUCCCUGACACCAUCACAGACUCGAUUUCAUUCGUUCGACAGCUUGGUGAACGUUAUAUAUGGAUCGACGCUCUAUGCAUCAUUCAAGAUGAUUCGCAGGACAAGGUCAUUCAGCUGCAUGCUAUGGAUUUGGUAUAUGGCCUGUCUUAUUUCACGUUAAUUGCUGCUGGCGGCAAGACGGCUCGAGACCCUCUCCCAGGAUACCGUCCACGAACUAGAACGCCACAAAUACAUAUCGAAGUCAUUCAAGGACUUCAUCUCUUUGUGACUCCUCCAACACAUGAGGUUGCUCUGGCACUGUCCGUUUGGAUUACGCGUUGUUGGACCUAUCAAGAGUGCGCGCUGUCUUGCCGAAGGAUAUACUUCACUGAGAAGCAGGUCUACUUCGACUGCCGAUGUCAGGUUUUCCGCGAAGACAUCGUCGCGGAAAGUGAGGCCGACUUCUCCACCAGUUUUGUAAGGUAUCCACGGGGAGAAUAUUUCCCAGCCUCGACUGACUCCUUCAAGAGUUACAUGUUUGCCGUUGAGAGGUGUACACGACGCAAUCUCACCGUCGAAUCAGACAUUGUCGAUGCUCCCACUGGAGUGACAAAUGCUUUGGUGGUAGCAUUUGGACUCGGCGACCCCGCCAGAGCUUUCCAAUAUGGAAUGAUGUUGACGGAACUACAUCACGCGCUUCUCUGGCAACACGAUCCACAUACGCCUCGUGUUCGUCGUUCGCUUGCUGAAGGAGGCGACUCUUCUUGGCCUUCUUGGGCAUGGGCAACGUGGCGUGGUGCCGUUAUCUACAUGUCGUGGGGAGUGUAUAGGCAGACUCGGGUUGCCAGUUAUAGCAGCGAGGCGUCGGUCGAUGAGACGCUUAUUGAUGCUUGGUACAUCGUGGACCACAGUGGCGAUAUAGUGCCGCUCGAUGUUCGGAGGGUUUCACGUGUUUAUUGGAUAGAAGAAGAGCAGCCCCCGUAUUCCCCUCCAGGAGGGAUCUUAGAUCCAGCAGAGAUACCACUGGACAUUCAUCGACCGCUAAAACCAGGCACCCUCAUUUUCCGCACGACUUCUAGCCACUUUGACAUUACAAGGCGAGGUGGUGAAUCAGACGGAGAAUCAAGUCCCGCCGACCACUAUGGUCUCUUUAAUAUCAUCUCCACCACGUCUUCCCCUCCCACGUGGGUUGGCACUGUCAUCCUGCCAUUGAUCCCUGCCCCGCCAACUUCUAUCGAGUUCAUCGUGCUUUCCCGUUGUGAUGGUGUGGACGGAGUGUGCGAUCUUGAGCGUUACCGUGGGUGCUUGCUGCAUGUGAUGGCGGUUUGUGAGAAUGAGGGCUUGAUGGAACGUGUUGGGUUGGGCGUCAUUCAUAUCGUUGCCUGGGUUGCUUCCACACCGGAGGAGAAGGUGGUGUUUCUCCGAUAAUAGCUGGCAGUGUCGGUUUGAAUUUCACCUCGAUUGUUUAAAAGCUAU
This is a messenger RNA of Suillus subalutaceus, 1740 nucleotides long. RefSeq names its product heterokaryon incompatibility protein-domain-containing protein. The transcript has a single exon. Bases 148 to 1692 code for a protein of 514 amino acids. Lineage: Eukaryota; Fungi; Basidiomycota; Agaricomycetes; Boletales; Suillaceae. The record is from RefSeq and is a predicted model, not a curated record.